GCGGAUGUUAUAAAUACUACUUCCGGGUGAGACCACUCGGGCGCCAUCUUGUCUUGUUCGGGAAGAAGUAGAAGCAGCGAAAGGGUUGGAGGUAUUACAGGAACGGUGGCGGCAACCGUAUUCCGGAAUCACAGGCAUAAGUAAUUUUGCUGCUAUGCUUCCAAGCUGUAGUCUGAAUCUGUCUAAAUUUUAAACAGAAGGUGAAUCUCUAAGAAAAUCAAAUAUAUUUUUAAAGUCAGGAUGUGGGAUCAAGGAGGACAGCCUUGGCAGCAAUGGCCAUUGAACCAACAACAGUGGAUGCAGUCAUUCCAGCACCAGCAGGAUCCAAGCCAGAUUGAUUGGGCUGCAUUGGCUCAAGCUUGGAUUGCCCAAAGAGAAGCUUCAGGACAGCAAAGCAUGGUAGAACAACCACCAGGAAUGAUGCCAAAUGGACAAGAUAUGCCUACAAUGGAAUCUGGUCCAAACAAUCAUGGGAAUUUUCAAGGGGAUUCAAACUUUAACAGGAUGUGGCAACCAGAAUGGGGAAUGCAUCAGCAACCCCCACAUCCCCCUCCAGAUCAGCCAUGGAUGCCACCAACACCAGGCCCAAUGGACAUUGUUCCUCCUUCCGAAGACAGCAACAGUCAGGACAGUGGGGAAUUUGCCCCUGACAACAGGCAUAUAUUUAACCAGAACAAUCACAACUUUGGUGGACCACCCGAUAAUUUUGCAGUGGGCCCAGUGAACCAGUUUGACUAUCAGCAUGGGGCUGCUUUUGGUCCACCGCAAGGUGGAUUUCAUCCUCCUUAUUGGCAACCAGGACCUCCAGGACCUCCAGCACCUCCCCAGAAUCGAAGAGAAAGGCCAUCAUCAUUCAGGGAUCGGCAGCGUUCACCUAUUGCACUUCCUGUGAAGCAGGAGCCUCCACAAAUUGAUGCAGUAAAACGCAGGACUCUUCCAGCUUGGAUUCGGGAAGGUCUUGAAAAAAUGGAACGUGAAAAGCAAAAGAAGUUGGAGAAAGAAAGAAUGGAACAACAGCGUUCACAGUUGUCCAAAAAAGAAAAGAAGACUACAGAAGAUGCUGAAGGAGGUGAUGGCCCUCGUUUACCUCAGAGAAGUAAAUUUGAUAGUGAUGAGGAAGAUGAAGAUGCUGAAAAUGUUGAGGCUGCAAGCAGUGGAAAAGUCACCAGAAGUCCAUCUCCAGUUCCUCAAGAAGAGCAAAGUGAACCAGAGAUGACUGAAGAAGAGAAAGAGUAUCAAAUGAUGUUAUUGACAAAAAUGCUUUUGACUGAAAUUCUACUGGAUGUCACAGAUGAAGAAAUUUAUUAUGUAGCCAAAGAUGCACACCGGAAAGCAACAAAAGCUCCUGCAAAACAGCUGGCACAGUCCAGUGCACUGGCUUCCCUCACUGGACUCGGUGGACUGGGUGGUUAUGGAUCAGGAGACAGUGAAGAUGAAAGGAGUGACAGAGGCUCUGAGUCAUCUGACACUGACGAUGAGGAAUUACGGCACCGAAUCCGGCAAAAACAGGAAGCUUUUUGGAGAAAAGAAAAAGAACAGCAGCUGUUACAUGAUAAACAGAUGGAAGAAGAAAAGCAACAAACUGAAAGGGUUACAAAAGAGAUGAAUGAAUUUAUCCAUAAAGAGCAAAAUAGUUUAUCAUUACUAGAAGCAAGAGAAACAGACGGUGAUGUGGUUAAUGAAAAGAAAAGAACUCCAAAUGAAACUACAUCAGUUUUAGAACCAAAAAAAGAUCAUAAAGAAAAAGAGAAACAAGGAAGGAGUAGAUCAGAAAGUUCUAGUAGUGGUAGUUCCAGUAGCAAUAGCAGAACUAGUAGUACUAGUAGUACUGUCUCUAGUUCUUCAUACAGUUCUAGCUCAGGUAGUAGUCGCACAUCUUCUCGAUCUUCUUCUCCUAAAAGGAAAAAGAGACAUAGUAGAAGUAGAUCUCCAACAAUUAAAGCUAGACGUAGUAGGAGUAGAAGUUAUUCUCGCAGAAUUAAAAUAGACAGCAAUAGGGCUAGGGUAAAGAUUAGAGAAAGGAGAAGAUCUAAUAGAAAUAGCAUUGAAAGAGAAAGACGAAGAAAUCGGAGUCCUUCCCGAGAGAGACGUAGAAGUAGAAGUCGCUCAAGGGAUAGGCGAACCAAUCGGUCCAGUCGCAGUAGGAGUCGAGAUAGACGUAAAAUUGAUGACCAACGUGGAAAUCUUAGUGGGAGCAGUCAUAAACAUAAAGGUGAGGCUAAAGAACAAGAGAGGAAAAAAGAGAGAAGUCGAAGUAUAGAUAAAGAUAGGAAAAAGAAAGACAAAGAAAGAGAGCGUGAACAGGAUAAAAGAAAAGAGAAACAAAAAAGGGAAGAAAAAGAUUUUAAGUUCAGUGGUCAGGAUGAUAGGUUAAAAAGGAAACGAGAAAGUGAAAGAACUUUCUCUAGGAGUGGUUCUAUAUCUGUUAAAAUCAUCAGACAUGAUUCUAGACAGGAUAGUAAGAAAAGUACUACCAAAGAUAGUAAAAAACAUUCAGGCUCUGAUUCUAGUGGAAGGAGCAGUUCUGAAUCUCCAGGAAGUAGCAAAGAAAAGAAGGCUAAGAAGCCUAAACAUAGUCGAUCGCGAUCCAUGGAGAAAUCUCAAAGGUCUGGUAAGAAGGCAAGCCGCAAACACAAGUCUAAGUCCCGAUCAAGAUCAACAACCCCUCUCCGUCGUAAACGCUGAGGAAUGAUGUGGCAAGAAUGCCAUGAUGUUUAAAAAAUUCCAUGAGUUUUAAGGGCUUGUCUCAUUAUAGAGGCACAUUGUGGCUGUGUAGGUGAAACCAGAAUUUUUUUUUUUUUUAAUCUGUAAAUAGGUGUACUUUUUCCAAAUGCUGCUCCGUUAAUAGGAUUUCUUUGUAUUACUUUUUUUUUCCAAAAAAUAGUGCACAAUAAGACUAUAAACAUGCCAUUCUCUUUCAGCUGUAAUAUUCUUAAAAUUAUUCUUGAAUGUACUGUGAUGUCAAUAAAGCUCUUUAGUUCAUUUUUGUUAA
Messenger RNA from Myotis lucifugus (little brown bat), 2992 nucleotides. RefSeq names its product PNN interacting serine and arginine rich protein (gene PNISR). Gene Ontology annotation, cellular component: presynaptic active zone; nuclear speck. The record is from RefSeq and is a predicted model, not a curated record. NCBI's taxonomy places the organism in Eukaryota, Metazoa, Chordata, Mammalia, Chiroptera, Vespertilionidae. The transcript has 13 exons. Bases 241 to 2685 code for a protein of 814 amino acids. Gene Ontology annotation, molecular function: RNA binding.